CUCCUGCAGCAGAAGCACCAUCGCAGCUGCACGGUUUCUUCAGGCACAAUGAGACUUUCCUACGUCCUCGUCGUCGUGGCCACGCUGGUCGGCGCCUCCUCGGCGGCCCUGAGGAGCCUGGUGUUCCCCCAGGAGACCAGCACCAGCUACGUGGAGAUGGUCCCCCUGAAGCCGCUGGCCCUGAAGGCCUUCACGCUCUGCAUGCGCGUCGCCACGGAGCUGAAGGGCGAGCGCGAGGUCAUCCUGUUCGCCUACCGCACGCACGACUACGACGAGCUCAACGUGUGGCGCGAGCUGGACGGCAGGUUGUCCUUCUACAUGAGCGGAGAGGGCGUGUUCUUCGCGCUGCCCCAGCUCGGCGGCCUGGAGACCCACGUGUGCCUCAGCUGGGACUCCAUCUCCGGCGCCGCCACCUUCUUCCUGGACGGCAAGAAGAGCCUGACCAAGAUCUACCGCAAGAACCACGCGGUGCGCCCCGGCGGCAAAAUCAUCAUCGGACAGGACCCCGACAACUACGUGGGGAACUUCGACGCCAAGCAGAGCCUCGUGGGCGAGAUCAGCGACAUCAACAUGUGGGACUUUGUCCUCCCCGAGAAGACCGUCUGGGACUUGUUCGUCGGCAAGAGGGUGGUGCGAGGGGAUGUGUUGGACUGGGAGAGCGCAGAGCUGAAAAUGCACGGCAAUGUCCAGGUCAUGGAGAACGAGAUGUAGACCAACACACACACACACACACACACGUGUGACACGCCGGAUUAAAGACGUGAUAUGAAGCUCUGCACAUGCACCUGUGAUUAUUCUCAGUUACAAUAAACAUGUAUGACGACAA
Molecule: messenger RNA, 826 nt
Organism: Pseudoliparis swirei
Lineage: Eukaryota; Metazoa; Chordata; Actinopteri; Perciformes; Liparidae
Product: C-reactive protein-like
Exons: 4
Coding region: 49-711 (220 amino acids)
Source: RefSeq, a predicted model, not a curated record